CCAGGUGAGAAAUUUGAUGAUUACUAUAACCGUCUUGAAGUAACAUACGAUAAUGCAUACCGAGACUCUGAAUUUCGUGACGCAAAGGUGAAAUCUCGAUUGUUAGCUGAGAAAUUUCGUGACUCUAUACGUGAUAUACGGGCUAGAGAGAGUAUAUUAGAUAAAGGAAUUCUCGAUGACACUGGGAAAUUAAAAGAUUCUGUAGUAAUUAUUGGUAUUGCAAAAAGGGCAAGAGAAGUGGGGGAUCUCCUCAAGUCAGGGGCUACUGUAGCCCAACUAUCCCCCCCUGAUCAGACGGAACUUGAGUCCAUGAUUAGCAAAGCGGUUGUCGCAGCCCUACAGCAAAAGAGACCGUCUCCACCCAGACCACCUUAGCAAGGUCGUUGUGGAAAUACUCCAAGCAAGUUUUGGCGUUGUCAUUAUUGCAAUAUCACCAACCAUCCCGGGGGGUGGAACAUGGGCGUACCGGAAGGAAAAAAUUAGGGGGGCGGAAACAAAUUUGCCCGACUUUUUCGGAUUGUGCCCGAGCAGUGCCGAAAAUUUUUUUCCCUGGAACAAUAAAUUUUAGCGACCUUCCCCCCCCGUCGCCAAAAAAUUUCGGUCACUGUACCAUUUUAGGGGUCCAAAAUUUUUUCGGACAUACCAAAAUUUUUCUGAACAUCAAACAAAUUUUCCAAACAUCACAAAAUUGACAUAAAUUCCCGCAAAAUUGACAGAAUUUGUCCCAUUUAUUUUUAUAAUAACCCAAUAUUGCCCGACUGUGAAGCGAAUAUUGCCCAACUGGCAUUGUUUGCCCAACAAACUGGGGUUAUUAUUAAGAGAGAUUUUAUUGCUUUGACUACUUUUUAAUUUCCCACUCUUCGCCCGACUUAUGUUGAACAUUUGCCCGACUUUUCGACUUUGUAAUCUUUUUUUUUUGGGGGGGAGGGCAGCUGCCCCCCGUCCCGUACGCCUAUGGGUGGAAGGUCUGCCCAGAUAGGCGUAAAUAUAAUCCCUCCUAGACCCCAAGACGGCAAAAACCUCGGGCGGGCAGAGUUCAACAACCAGAGGGGGAACAACCUGCUGACCAGGAUUUUCGCCCAAACCCGUAGCCGAGGGUGGCGGUUGCGGGACAAGUCCCAUACCACCAGUACCCACUAAAGAGUCAAAGAAAAAACCCUGUCAGCAGACCGAUGAUGGGCUGGGUACUUUAGAGGAGUUGAAAGCGAUGCAACGGGGGAGACAGACAAAAUUAAGUAGAGGGGACUCUGAAAUGGAUGGGCCUUAUGAAAGGAGAAAUGAAACGAUUAAACAUUUAAGGGGGGUGUUAAAACGUAGCCCUUUUGUACGUGCCCGUUGGGGGUAUUGGCAGCAAGGAGGUCAGUUUAUUACUGGACACUGGGGUUGAAGUCAAUUUAGUGGACGAAAGUGUCUUAACAAGUGAUGAGCGUAAGACAAUGAAAGAACCAGACACAAAACCGCCCCAGGGGGUGAGCGGUGACGUCAUUAAUAUUGUGGGUACCCUUACAAAAACAGUGAGAGUGGGUGGUCAAGUAGUAAGAAAUCAUAAGUUCUUUUUGGUCAAGAACUGUGUUGUUAAAUAUCUAGCAGGGAUUGAUUUUAUAUUUCGCUUGGGGAGAGCGACCUGAGACCCCAGAAGGGGACAAUUAUACAUACAUGAGACGGGGCAGAGUACGAAACUUGAGACCAUGUACCGUCCUGAAAGUGGAAUAAAUCGGGGCGCAGCUUGUGAUGUACUAGUCAAGGAAGAUGUUAUUGUGGAGCCUGGUAAAGGUUAUACGGGACAAAAUAAGUCGCGACUUACAUAAGACGCGACUUGAAUAAGCGGAGUUAUCGCAUAAAUGGUUCUCUACGACUUUGGUCUCAUUUAUUUGCUUUAGCUAUCAAUGUUGUUUUGGUUGUUUUUGUUUUAAUAUGCAAGGCUAAUAAUUUUACGUUGUUUCGACUUUCUGGCAUGCUAAAAGACCUGUUCUUAUGUGAGACGCGUCUUAUCCAAGACGCGUCUUACAUAAGAAUUUUGUACCUUUUAUACGACAAACUCGUGUCUUACUUAAGUCGCGUCUUAUCACUCUUAUGUAAGUCACGUCUUAUUUUGUUUCGUAUAAAUGGCCCUAAUGUUUAGUUAAAUGUGUGGCAGACAAAGCAUUUAGAGGUCUGGACUACAUGGCAGCAUCAGACACCUCCCCAGGGGAUGAACCUAUUCGCCCUGCAUGUUGUAUUGUUAGGGUAGAUAUGAAUAGAGAACUAUGGCUCCGAGUCAUCAAUGUUAACAAAGUUAGUGAAACCCUUCGAAAAGGGGAAAAGAUUGCCCUAUUAGACACAGAGUUUGAAACCACCUUUCCAGAUAAACACAUGAAAACUAAACCAACUGACCGAGUUACUGGGUAUAAAGGAGAUGAAAGACUCGAUUCUAGGAAACAGGAAGAGGUUGACAAACUUCUGAUAGAAUUUUCUGAUGUGUUUUGGAAACCCGGUGACCGUCUUGCAUCUGUCCAGGGUUUGGGGAAGCAUUGUAUUAGACUCAAACCAGAUGCGAGACCAGUUGGUAUGAGACCGAGACGGUUAUCCCCAAAGGAACGAGAAGAAGUGAACAAGGAGAUAACGCAUCUCCUUGGUCAAGGCUUGAUCACACAGUCAACGAGUCCUUGGGCUGCACCAAUUGUAGUGGCACGUAGAAAGAAUGGCCAAAUCAGGCUUGCAAUUGAAUAUCGGGCUCUGAAUGCUCAGUCUUUUGAUCAGCAUCAUCCAAUACCACGUAUUGAUGACGUAAUUGACAGGCUUGGGGAAGCUAAAUAUUUCUCAUCUUUAGAUUUAAAGAGUGGUUACUAUCAAAUGCCACUUCGAGAAGAAGAUUCGGAUCUCACAGGAUUUGUCACCCCAGAUGGUCAGUUCCAGUGGACUGGUCGAGGAACCCCGUUUGGGUUAUCAGGAGCACCAGCCUCCUUUCAGCGGCUGAUGAGUGGCGCCCUUGGGUCUCUGAACUGGCAGGUAGCACUCUGCUACCUAUAGACGAUAUACUUGUUUGGGGAGCAACAUGGACAGAGCACAUGCAGCGUCUCCGGCUAGUACUCCAGAGAUUACAAGAGGUGGGAAUUCUCCUGAAUCCAGAGAAGUGUACGUUUGGUGUUCGUCGCAUUGAAUUCCUUGGUCACGUUAUCGGUGAAGGAAUGUCGUCUAUCAGCGAUGCCCGGAGAGAGGCACUAAUCAAUACCCCAAAACCAACAACGGUAACAAUGCUGAGGAAGGCGCUUGGAGCAUUCUCCUACGUUCAACGAUGGAUUCCAGGGAUGGCGGACAUUGCAAAACCGUUAUAUGAUCUUUUAGACAAAGAUGGCAAGAAAUUACUUAAAUGCACAACCUGAGACAACAGCAGCACUUGAACGCCUUAAGAAACAGGUUGCGAGACCUCCAGCACUUUACCUUCCGGAUUUCACCAGGCGAUUUGUAUUGGUGACAGAUGCUUCGACAGUGGGUACGGGAGCAAUAUUAGCUCAGCCGGAUCGGUUUAAACCAGAUGGCCCAUUAAAUCCAGUGGCAUUCUUUCAUCACACUCUUUCCUCUAGUGAAAGGAACUAUAGCAUCACAGAUAGAGAGUUGCAGGCGAUAGUAUUAGCAGUAAAGAAAUUUCGUGUUUACCUUGCGGGAAAGCGUUUUGACCUAAUCACCGAUCAUCGGGCUCUGUCAUGGAUUAACGAAAGCCUGGACUUAAAAGAUGUUGGCGGUAGGCGAGGGAGGUAGUUGGAAUUCCUUCAACAAUAUCCAUUCGAUCCAAUAUAUCGGGCAGGAAAGUCACCAGAACUGGCAAUGGCAGAUUAUUUGUCCAGAGUAGGACAUGGAGAGCAGGUAGCAACUCUGUGUAUGGCAACCUCGCCAGUAGGUCAGGCUGAAUCGGACAGUGCUUACCGAAUCUUUCCCAUGCUUGCGAGGAAAGAUGUCCAUGACGCCCAAAUGUAUUGUCCAGCAGUAGGGGAAUACCUAAGAGCCUGUGAACAACAACGGGAAUUGAAGGACCCAAUAAACCUCGAGGCAAAGGCCUUGUGGCAGGCGCGCGAUCGAUUGACAGUAUGGGAAGACGGUAUUUUACGUUAUCGUAACUACAAGGGUCGACCAACGGAAAAUAGUCCACUCGGGAAAAACCAGAAUCUCCUUGUUGUACUUCCUCAAAGUCUACGUCGGAGGUUUCUUCAGUUAGUUCACGACUCACCUCUAGGGGGACACAUGGGACGUGAUCGCACAUGGGACCGUGUUCGGGCAAUGGUAUGGUGACCAGGAGUGAAGUCAGAUGUAGCAAAGUAUGUUGUCGGUUGCGAUGUCUGCCAACGCGUGAAACAUGGUUCAAAAGGCAAAGCAAACCUGGAGAAAACUGACAUUCCAAAACAAACGUUCCAACGCAUUCAAAUCGAUUUCGUUGGUCCCGUUCAAGCGUCAGUCCCAGAAGGCUUCACAUAUGUCCUUGCCACACAGGAUGUAUUAACACGUUAUGUUAAGUUGGUCGCAGCGUCAGAUAAUUCGGCAGAGACAGCAGUUCGUGUGUUAAUAGAUCAAUGGAUAACUCAGUUCGACAUACCCGAAGUGACCUGCGACCGUCUUUGA
Paramuricea clavata is the source of this 4593-nucleotide messenger RNA. The record is from the annotation of a GenBank genome assembly. Lineage: Eukaryota; Metazoa; Cnidaria; Anthozoa; Malacalcyonacea; Plexauridae.